Molecule: messenger RNA, 1374 nt
Organism: Trypanosoma brucei brucei TREU927
Lineage: Eukaryota; Euglenozoa; Kinetoplastea; Trypanosomatida; Trypanosomatidae
Exons: 1
Coding region: 1-1374 (457 amino acids)
Molecular function (GO): protein binding
Source: RefSeq, a predicted model, not a curated record
AUGGUUCUCCCCUCACCACAUUGGAAUUAUUGUGAAUCCUUCUAUGCGCCCGUGACGGAGGGCGCAAGUUUCCGCAUUCAGACAGAUUCUGUGAAGGGCAAAGGGCUCGUUGCUCAAAAAAAAAUACGUGAAGGAGACGUUGUGCACGAGGAAACUGCCCUUUGUUGUUCGCAGAACCUAGACGACCACCUUAGCAAGGUAGCCGUGUGUGGAAACUGUCUUCUUUUCCUUGAAAGCCCAGCACAGUCUGUGGCUCGAGUAACCAAGGAUGAGGCAUUAACCUCAGCACUGCCAUUUCGUGAAUCCUGCGCCGAUAUCCGGCAGGUGCCGUGCGUGCGUUCAGAAAGCGGUUGUGCGAUGGUGUUCUGCUCGGUGCGGUGCAGGGAAGCGGCGUGGUCGCGUUUCCACCGGUGCGGCUGCCGCGGCAGGAUGUCAGAGGAGCAGAAGGGUGCGUAUGAUGAAUUCGUUACUCACGAUUGGAACCUGGGAGCUCUUAACUACUCCGAUACUGUGUUCCUAGGCUUCCGCUUUGUUUGUAUGGUUGUCACGAAUAUACGCUUCCACAAGCAACCAGUAGAUGUCGCUUAUCAACCCGUAUCGCAACUUGCCAAGUUACCGCUUACUGACUUCCGGCUCACGUACCUGCUGGGCCCUUCAAAGGAAAAUGGUGGGAUUGUAGCGGAGAGAGGAAGCGAGAGCAGCAGCAAAAGUGGAGGUGAGGAAGAUGACAACAGUGGGCAGCAGUGGCAGCAACAUUGGUUGAGAAAACUGGAAGAAUCCCGCUGUACCAGCGUGCAUCGCUACUCAGCGGAAGACAGCCACGCAGCAGGGGUAUUCCUUGAGAAGGGUGUCGAGCUUCUGGACCGAGUUCUACGCUUCACAGAUGAGGAACGCCACUUCUUCACACCCACGCGAUGGUCGGAGCUCCUUGGUGCGAUGCUAUUGAACGGGCAAGAGCGCAGUCGACCCUCAUAUUACGAGCAGCUUAAAUGCAAAGUGAAGGUUAUCCCCGAUGCUGCGGCUAGGAUGGACGCGUUCGAGGAGAAGGUGCGGGCAGCCGGCUUCGACGCCCGGCAGUUGAUGUGCGGCUCGCGUGGGCAGGGGAUCUACACGAUAGGCUGCCUUUUAAACCACUCAUGUGAGCCCAAUUUGCAGGUUCUCUACACUGCUGUGGGCGACGAAACAUUGUCCAUUGAAGCCCUUCGAGACAUCGAACCCGGGGAAGAGUUAAACAUAAGCUAUGUGGACGAGACGCUGCCAUACCCACAGCGCCAGCUGAUUUUGUAUGAGCAUUACUUCUUCAUUUGUAAGUGUCCAAAGUGCACUCGCGAAGCCCCCGAUUGGGAGCGUCAGGUCAAUGGAAGUGAGAAAUAA